Echinops telfairi (small Madagascar hedgehog) is the source of this 1020-nucleotide messenger RNA. RefSeq names its product family with sequence similarity 50 member B (gene FAM50B). The coding region runs from base 1 to 1020 and encodes 339 amino acids. Gene Ontology annotation, cellular component: nucleus. Gene Ontology annotation, biological process: chromatin organization. The record is from RefSeq and is a predicted model, not a curated record. Lineage: Eukaryota; Metazoa; Chordata; Mammalia; Afrosoricida; Tenrecidae. The transcript has a single exon.
AUGGCCCAGUACAAAGGCACCAUGCGGGAGGCAGGCCGCGCCAUGCAUCUGAUCCGGAAGCGGGAGAAGCAGAAGGAGCAAAUGGAGGUGCUGAAGCAGCGCAUCGCGGAGGAAACCAUCACCAAGUCAAAGGUGGACAAGAAGUUCUCUGCACACUAUGACGCCGUGGAAGCAGAGCUGAAGUCCAGCACUGUGGGCCUGGUGACCCUGAACGACAUGAAAGCCAAGCAGGAAGCCCUGCUGAGGGAACGGGAGAUGCAGCUGGCCAAGAAGGAGCAGCUGGAGAAACGCAGGCUCCAGCUGGAGAAGCUGCGGGAGAAGGCACGCCUGCAUGAGCAGAAGCGCAAGAUCUCCAGUCUGUCUUUCUCGCCGGAUGAGUUCAGUGAAGACGGAGAGGAAGACAGAGGUGGUGAGGAGGAGCACGAGCCUCACAGGGCCGAGGUGACCAAGAAAAAGAAGAGACAUCUUGGUAAGAAUCCUGACGUGGACACGAGCUUCCUGCCAGAUCGGGACCGGGAGGAGGAAGAAAAUCGCCUGCGGGAAGAGCUGCGCAAGGAGUGGGAGGCCCAGCGUGAGAAGGUCAAGAGCGAGGAGAUGGAGAUCACUUUCAGCUACUGGGACGGCUCCGGCCACCGGCGGAUGGUGCGCAUGAGCAAGGGCAGCACCGUGCAGCAAUUCCUCAAGAAGGCCCUGCAGAGCCUGCGCAAGGACUUCCGGGAACUGCGUGCCGCAGGCGUGGAGCAGCUCAUGUACAUCAAAGAGGACCUCAUCCUACCCCAUUACCACACGUUUUAUGACUUCAUCAUCACCAAGGCACGUGGCAAGAGUGGGCCGCUCUUCAACUUUGAUGUGCAUGAUGAUGUACGGCUGCUGAGUGAUGCCACCAUGGAGAAGGAUGAGUCCCAUGCUGGAAAGGUGGUGCUGCGUAGCUGGUACGAGAAGAACAAACAUAUCUUCCCCGCCAGCCGCUGGGAGCCCUACGACCCAGAAAAGAGGUGGGACAAAUACACCAUCCGAUGA